Messenger RNA from Sphaeroforma arctica JP610, 978 nucleotides. RefSeq lists its product as hypothetical. The transcript has a single exon. NCBI's taxonomy places the organism in Eukaryota, Ichthyosporea, Ichthyophonida. The record is from RefSeq and is a predicted model, not a curated record. The annotation marks the transcript as partial.
AUUUUCGAGUAUAUAAAUACCUCUUGUCGUGUAUAUUUAAGUAUAUAAAUACCCUUUUCCGUGUACAUUUAAGUAUACAAGUACCUCUUUACAUAAAUAGAAAUAUGUUUUAGUAUACAAGUGCCCCUUUUCCUUAUGCACAAAGUCAUCCUGGCCUUCUGUGGAAGUUAUAGAUUUAGACGUUUAUUCUAGCCUAGUUACAGUAUAGAUCCAUAGCCUUGGCGGUGCCUCUGUGGCUUUCCAGUUGAACCGUAGUGGUGUACAUAAUCAAGGGCCGCCCAUAAACUUGAGAUACCUGGACUCUGCUCAUUAUCGGACUGUUCAGUCUCUACCAAGCUCUUCUUCAGUUGUAUUUAGUAAAACAAAGACAUUAGCUGGUGUAGUAGUUAUACCACGGCGUACCAUGUCAGGCUACUCUGGUAGGAUGCAGGUACUUCCAGACCUGGAACGCUUGUCCGACGCGUGCGUGCUGCGCAUAGUUAAGUAUGCUCACUGGGAGGUUGCCUUGAUCAUCAUGAAGAGAGAGCGCAUGAGCUUGUUGAGGGCCGACAUUGUUCUUAUCAAGCAUAUGAUCAGCAGUUACUUCACAGACAUACUGUUUGUAGUCAAAGUGGACGUGCACACCGAGAAGGCGUUUCGGCUAUUUAUAGACGGAGUUCUUGAGGAGAACAACAUGAAAGAAGCAUGCCGUCAACAGCUGGCCACAUGCCCCCUACCGCUACCCAUCCUCGUUGUCAACCAUGCCAUCCACACGAGAGAGGUGUGGAUUCUAAGAAUAGCUGCGCUCAUGUGCUCUGCUGCCGAUGUGAGUGAGGCGUUGGGUACAGCGUUUACCUACAUGGAUGGCCCAUGCGCUAGGACGCUACUGGAGAACUGCCACGUGGCUACACUUACCAUCAAUACGCUGUGGAUGGCAUUGGCGAAGGAGUACAGAUGGAAUACUGUGCACCGACUGCUCACGCUGGGAUACAAUCUGAG